AUGGGUAUUUGUGCAGGAAAGUCUUAGUAAAGAGAGAAUCUAGUGACAGAUAUUGAAUCGAUACCUAUUCUAACUUAAGGUACAUUGGACUUUAAUGUGAAAAUAUCGGGCAUUAAGGUAAAGAUGGACAAUCUGCCAGCUGGCAAAAUAUCAAUGAAAAUAGGUGAAUAUGACUAAUUUGAAACAGAAUGCUCGAAAGAACUUUACGGAAAAUUAUAUUUUAAACAGACUCAUGCAUUUUAAAUGUCUACAACAGAAGAACAAUUGAAGAAGUAGCAUCUGAUUGUGACAUUGUUGACACCGAAUAAUGAGAAUAUAGCUUCGAUUUAAAUUAAUUUGUUUUUAAUAGCAACUGGGCCACAGCACAUGGAUUACGAAUAUACUGGUUUAAUUAAUAAGAAAUCAUAAUAGGGUAAAAUAAGCUUUGAUUUUAAAAUUGCAUAAAUCAUUAAAGUAAGCAUUGUGCCGUAGUUGAUGGAAUUUAAUAUGAACGAACCACUAAUACAUUCAGAAUAUUAUUAUUCACUUAAAAUGGUCACUUCAGUCUUGUGUUUUUAAAGCGAAUACUCAGAUGCAUUCUUGAAUCCAGCCUAUCAAAAGAAUUAAUAAUCCACAAAUAAUAGUGCUUAAGCCAAAUAAUAAGUUAUCAAAUAAAUUGUGUACAAAUAAUCUGGAGUUGAAAUGACCGUCGAAGUGCCCCUCAUAGAAAUAUCCUCCUCUAGCAUUUAAGUGUGUUUGUGGUACAAUGAAUAAGCCAACAAUGUGACAUCAGGAAUGAACAAAACCCAACAUACUCUUAUAGCCGAAACAUAUUUCAAUCUUAAUCAAAUAUUUACUCAAGCAUUAAAUAGUGAUCAAAUUUGUGAGAAUAAUUUAAAAGUGUAUAAGAUUUUGUAUCAACAAACGAAUAGGAGAUUAUGGAAUCAUGGAGUGUUGGAAGGCAGUUUGAAUUGUAAUCUCUAAGUCAUUAUUCCAACCUAUUUAAAUCAAUAAAUUGUAGGUGUGAGAACUGACAAAGGGAUAUAAUAAGGGAGCAGUGUUGUAAAUUCAGGAAAGAUGCCAGUGAAGGAAAUCCAAUAAUUAAGUCAGUCAGGGCAGCAAUUAUUAGAUAUUUAAUACAAGAUACAAAAUUGUUCAUCAAACAAUUUAUUUCUUAAAUCAGAAUUAAAGAACCAUCAAACUGUCCAAUUGAAUACUAUCUAAACUAUAUUAAAAUAGAGUGAUAAACAGUCGAUCAUCUGUUUUGAAUAUAAAUCUCAAUAGGAUCUGUUCAACGCUCAAAAAUUAUUAAUUGAAAUAGCCUCCAAACUUUUAGAAUCUGCAGAUUAACAAGAGGAAACAAUUAGGGAAUAGUAUUACGUUCUCAUUAAGUUAAUUUUAAAUAGAGGGGAACUAAGUUUAAAUCAAGUGGGAUUCUCUGAGGAGACAGAAAAAACUAGUGAAAAGCUGCUUAAAUUCAAGACAGAGAUUGGUCUCAAUUAUCAAUCUUUUUUAUAUAAAUGUCUUGGUAUUGUGUUGCAGAAAUUGAAACAGAAAUUUUUGGCUGAAAAUGAAAGGGCAUUUGUUGAACACUUUUUUGCAAGUGCCUAUUUUAAAAUCCCUGAAUUCCGAACCAAAAUAAUUCAGAGUGUUUAAAGAGCAGAUGAUCCAUAAAUUCCAGAAUGGAGAUCGCUUACUAAGCAAACUGAUGAAAUCACCAAUAAGGAAUUUAAUGACUUAUUUGAUUGGAAUAGACACUUUUAUGAAUAUCUCACUAAACAACCAAAAUAUAUAUGCCAACAUCAAUAAACUGAUGGAAAUUAUCAAUUAGGAAGAAUGGCAGAAGAGAAUUGGCAAAAGAGGCAUUGCCUUCUUCUUUUUUCUUAAGGAGUGGUGUGA
This is a messenger RNA of Paramecium tetraurelia, 1878 nucleotides long. RefSeq lists its product as uncharacterized. The transcript is spliced from 5 exons. The record is from RefSeq and is a predicted model, not a curated record. Lineage: Eukaryota; Ciliophora; Oligohymenophorea; Peniculida; Parameciidae.